Messenger RNA from Protopolystoma xenopodis, 375 nucleotides. NCBI's taxonomy places the organism in Eukaryota, Metazoa, Platyhelminthes, Monogenea, Polystomatidea, Polystomatidae. The record is from the annotation of a GenBank genome assembly.
AUGCUUUUCUCUCGUGGUGGUAUCAACUUGCGCUGUCUGUCCCCCAGCUUGGAGGUCAAGCCGCCCUGGGAUACCGGCCAACUUGUGUGCGCAACAGCCUCAGGAGACCACUGCUGCCUGCAUCAUCAUCACCACCAACUGCUGCACCCACAAGCCACUCGUCCAUGUCAGAAACUAUCAUCUCUGUCAGCCCAUGAAGUGGUGGCAUGUCCGUGUCGAGACGGUGACGAUGCUGUCACGGCCCUCCUUGUACCCAGUCAUACAACCUGGCCCCAUGACCUGGUUACGUGGAAUAGGGAAGAGAAGGCACUGAUUCAUCGCCGACUCUGUCGGGGUAAGUGUUUGUUUUUUUUAUCCCCAUCUAUUUCGUUUUAG